AUGUCAGCGUCAUCGGCAAACCAGACAGCAACCUCCUUAACGGAGGCCAGCAACCCACCCGGCGUCACAGGUCAACUAUGCACCUGGAUCCACGACACAACCAUUGACAAGAUCCCCGCCGACGUCCUCGAGCGGGCCAAAUAUCUCAUCCUCGACGGCAUCGCAUGCGGUCUGGUCGCAGCGAACCUGCCCUGGUCAGAGACCGCAGCCCGAGGCAUCUUCGACAUGGAACCGGAAGGCCAAUGCACAGUGAUCGGCUACGGCGGGAAGAAACUGUCCCCCAUCGCCGCUACGGUCCUAAACAGCACAUUCAUCCAAGGCUUCGAGCUAGACGACUACCACUCCCUCGCACCGCUGCACUCUUGCUCACUGCUCUUACCCGCUCUAUUUGCCGCCGCAGAAGCCACCAGCACGUCCACGCAGACAUUCACAGGCAAGGACUUCCUCCGCGCAUUCGUCGUAGGCUGCGAGACCGGUCCACGCGUCGGCCUGGCCUUGCACGGCGCCGACCUCCUCACACGCGGCUGGCACAGCGGCUCCGUCCAGGGUCCCUCGGCGACCGCCGCGGCAGUAUCGUCUUUUCUGAACUUAUGUCCCGCCCACAUCGAGUCGGCACUAGGCAUGGCCUGCACGCAAGCAGGCGGUCUAAUGUCCGCGCAAUUCGGCUCGAUGGCCAAACGCAUGCAACACGGCUUCGCGGCACGAAACGGACUGUUCGCCGCCUUGAUGGCCAAGGAAGGCUACACCGGCAUCGAGCAAGUCUAUGAGGUUCCCUAUGGCGGGUUCCUGGACUGUUUCGCCCAAGGCGCCACUUACGAGCCCAAAGCCCUGCCCGAAGAGCUUGUCAGUGGCCUCGGCGAGCGGUGGGAGUUGUACGGUGUUCGUGUAAAAUUACACGCUGCGAUGGCUGGUUUGCACGGGACCAUUGACUGUAUCGCCAACUUGCAGGAGGAGCAUCCGAACCUGUUCGAGGUCGAGAACCUGCAGAAUAUUGAGAGCAUCACGACGCAGCAUAGCAGGCCUGCGUUUGAGCAUGGUGGGUGGGUGGCUCCGCCAGACAAGCCAAUCUCCUCGCUCGCGGCGCAGAUGUCGAUUCAAUAUGUUGCCGCUGCACAGUUGGUCGACCACCAAGUGCUGAUGGCGCAGUUCGGUGCAGAUAAACUCAAUCGUCCGAUCUUGAGAGAUAUCAUGGCCAAGACGACGCCCACGCACAAUGCCGAGUUCGACAAGGACAAGAAGACCGGCUGGGUCAAUAUCGCCACGGUACGGUUCAAGGAUGGGACGGAGGUGACCAACCGAACCGAGAGCCCCAGAGGCAUCGAGCCGCCUGCGAGUAACGAGGAUGUCGUGACGAAAUGGCGGAUGUUGGUACAAGAUGUGCUAGAAAUCGAGAGGCGCGAGGAGAUCGAGAAGUGUGUUCUCGGUAUGGACAGUCUGGAUGAUGUCAGGAAAUUGGUCAAGUUGCUUGAAGGGACUGUAAAGUGUCCGAUCACUGUUUAG
Exophiala viscosa is the source of this 1500-nucleotide messenger RNA. RefSeq names its product putative immune-responsive protein. The record is from RefSeq and is a predicted model, not a curated record. Lineage: Eukaryota; Fungi; Ascomycota; Eurotiomycetes; Chaetothyriales; Herpotrichiellaceae. Gene Ontology annotation, molecular function: lyase activity. The transcript has a single exon. Bases 1 to 1500 code for a protein of 499 amino acids.